This is a messenger RNA of Chara braunii, 3094 nucleotides long. The record is from the annotation of a GenBank genome assembly. Lineage: Eukaryota; Viridiplantae; Streptophyta; Charophyceae; Charales; Characeae.
GCUCACGCCUGGAAAGAAAGAGGGGGCGAAGACGGAGGCUAUAUGUGACUGAGACGCGCUUGUCGCUAUGGAGGUUCGAUGGCCCGACCUGUUAAGGUUUGCGCAUACGCAGAUAGCCUCGGUACUAGCCUCGGAGGACCUGGCAAGGCCGAGGCUCUCAUGGCCAGGACGACUGCCGCAGCAGCGGUCUCAGGUGCGCCACGUCUGGUCAUUUCUGCAGCGCCAGCACGACGACGAGGAGGAUCGGCAGCAGGAGGAGGGGGAGGAGGAGGACGAGGACGAGGGGGAGGAGGAAGAGGAGGAGGAGGAGGAGGAGGAGGGUAUUGUUGCUGUCGUCUCCUAUGGAGGGCAAGAUACAUGUCGAUGGCGCUGGCUUUGGCCGCUCUCCUGGUGGGCCGUACGCACACACCAGAGCUCUCUUACAGCGAUGGGGACGUCACAGACUCGGUGGUCGUUUACGAAACAGGUGGAGUUUCUGUCGGGAGCGUGCGCGAUCUUCUAGACCAACACGUAGAGCGGCACCUGCGUCGACGACAAAGGGAGCGGGAGCGGGAGCGGGAGCGAAAGCGUCUAGAAAGCCGACCAGACAUCGAGCUCAUGGGCUUAUCGAGAGCGAGAUCAACAGAUCGAGACCCGGACGUCAACGCGGACAAGCUUCAUGACCCAGGGCAGAAGUCUAUCUAUUCUGUCGCAAUCGGACAAUCGAUGCCAACUGACAAGUUCGGAGGUCUGCAGCUUGAGCUAAUCAAGCAGCAGCGUCAGCGAUCGAACAAGGUACCUCAGCUGACGGCAGCUCAAAAACAAGAAGAAGAAGAAGAAGAAGAAGAAGAAGAAGAAGACGGCGAUGGCGUUUCUACACUGCAGUAUGGCCUGGUGGAUGCAGAGCGACGCGGCGACGAGUUGGGACAAGAAGGGAACCAAGAGGAGAGCGGUUAUGGCGAAGAAGACGACGAGGACGGAGAGGAGUGGGUCGGCAAUGGAGCAGAGGAGGAGGAGGAGGAGGAGGAGGAGGAAGAGGAAGGAGAGGAUGAGGAGGUGGUGGAUGGCCUGGUACAGGGGUUGUCUGAUAGAGGAGGGGAGGGGCGAAAGGUUGAUCCCACCCGAACGAAUUCGGGGGAAUCGGGCCAGAUCAGUCGCAAUGCUGCAGCCCAAGUGAUAGCACAGACGAUCAUUUCCUGGGAUAAGGGUCGCUCUGGGGCCGUUAACGAUGUAGUAACGGUCGCUAACGGUUACGGUAGCGGUUCAAGCAGCAGCAAACGGAAGGACGGUGAAGGGUGGAGCGUGCUGUCUAGCCCUCUCUCACGGAAGCGCAGCUGGGUUAAGAGUGGGAAUCGGGCUCCUUUGGGACGAAGAUGGGGAUGGUAUCGAGGAUCAAACGUGAGCAGUACCCGUCUUUCCGCCCCAAACGGAGGAGGAGGAGGAGGAGGAGAAUGGGCGGGAAUCAACGAAAAAGGAGGCGCUUUGAUGCGUCCUCUCGACACUCCGCGGCAACCGCUCGCAAGCGAUCGUCGCGACGACGAUGUCCACGCGGAUGGGCGUGCGAACUCAAAGGACUUGUUUACAGAGCAAAGAACCCAUCUUGGUGAGAUGACACGGACGCGAAAGGGAUUCUCUUCCAGAAGAGGAGAGGGAGGAGAACGAGGAGAAGGAGGAGGAGAAGGAGGAGAAGGACGAAGAGGAGGAGGAGAAAGAGGAGGGGGAGAAAGCGGCGGCGGCGGCGGCGGAGGAGGAGGAGAAAGAGGAGGAGGAGAAAGAGGAGGAGGAGGAGGAGGAGGGGGAGGGGGAGGAGGAGGAGGAGGAGAGAAAAAGGGGAUCAACUUGGUGAUGAGGUGGGGCGAUGUGAUAGGGAGGUUUGCUGGAAGAGCACACAAGGGCGAUCGAGCUACCGAUCACGAGGAAGAGCGUGUCGAUAAUGGCGAUCAGGAUGAAGGAAGAGGAGACAAUAAGUCGAAAACGGUAGAGGACAGCGUAGUUGCAGCUGCUCGACGACGGAGGGAGGGUCCGGAUCCAGACGUCAGCCUCGCCGAUGGUAUGGAAGAGACCAGACCACAACAAGCUGAGAGCUCUCUGCUUGUGGUAGGGAUCCCGACUGGCGGGCUUUCUCGGAACGGCCCUGCCCGUCCUGCUCACUAUGUUUCUUUCUCAUCAUCAGACGGGGGGGUAAUGGCGGAUAGGAACCUGUUGAAGGGCGGGAAAGUUGAUAAAGUUGAUGUGGAAAAAGGCGGGAAAGUUGAUGUGGAAAAAGAAGGCGGGAAAGUUGAUGUGGAAAAAGGAGGAGGGAAAGUUGACGUGGAAAAGGGCGGGAAAAGUGAUGCGGACAAGCUUCAGGGUAAGUCCGAUGAGAUUGAGGAUCGAGGUGGGGGGGGAGUGUUAGAAAAAAACACAGCUUCCCCCUUGUUGGCUACUGAUAGUAGGACGCAGACGUGGACGACGAGCGACAUGAAGGAGACGAAGGGAUCUGCUCCAUUUGGCAGCUAUGGAGGAGGAGGAGGAGGUCAUCAUGGCUCCCUUUCACUUAGCGGCUAUGGAGGAGGAGGAGGAGGAGGAGGAGGUCAUCAAGGCUUUCUUCCGCGUGACAAUGGAGGAGGAGGAGGUCGUGAUGGGCCUUCUUCACGUGGCUAUGGAGGAGGAGGAGGUCAUCAUGGCUCUCUUCCACUUGGCUAUGGAGGCCAUGAGGAAAACGUAAUGGAUGAUCGCGAACGUUGGGGUGUACAUAGUGUAGCUGGAAAGGGUUCGGAGCCUCGGCUGGAACUUGCCACUGUCAGCGAGUCCCGCCAUGAAGAGUCCUUGGGCCCAGAAGAGGGGAAGAGGGGGGUAGUCCCAAGGGAAGACCACCAGGGACCGUCAGUCCCAAGGAAGGACCGUCAGGGACAGUCAGUCCCAAGUGUCUGAUGCCUUUUUUUUUUUUUUUUUUUUUUUUUUUUCCCCUUGCAGGUGUCUAAUCCUGAGCUUGUCAGAGUUCUGCAAUCUGUUGCUCCGAGGUUUAAGAAUGCAUUCCGACAGCCGUUCACACUGAUUAAGUCAACGAUUCGGAGAAGGGCGCACUUGACGACGACGCUUCCAGAGUCAGGAGUAUUGCACAGGUUUCCCAUCG